Molecule: messenger RNA, 1259 nt
Organism: Xenia sp. Carnegie-2017
Lineage: Eukaryota; Metazoa; Cnidaria; Anthozoa; Malacalcyonacea; Xeniidae
Product: speedy protein A-like
Exons: 5
Coding region: 1-924 (307 amino acids)
Biological process (GO): positive regulation of cyclin-dependent protein serine/threonine kinase activity
Molecular function (GO): protein kinase binding
Source: RefSeq, a predicted model, not a curated record
AUGAGUGAGAAAACAAAACUUUCGAAAGUACGAGAUAUCCUUGAUUUGGUGGACGAAAUGGGACAAGGUCAUUCAGACAAAAGGUAUUCCUUAAAAACAAAAAGAAAAGAAGAGAAGAGAUUACUUUAUCUUGGUGUGAAGAGAAGAAAAACAAAGACGCUCACAAAAGAGCAGAGUACCUGCGAAAAACCUGAAAAAAUAAAAUUGACCAAAGCUGUUAUCGACCCUUCUCGUUUAAACGAGUUUGCUAAAAGAUCUGAGAUGGUUUCUUUCUUCAAGUUGUUUGAUGACGACCUUAUCCAAGAUUUUCUCUGGAUGGACUCUUGCACAAGAAUAUCAGACAAAUAUUUGCUCGCAAUGGUCUACGUCUAUUUCAAACGGGCCGAGCUCACCAGAUUUGAAUACACAAGAGAUAAUUUUUUCCUGGCUUUGUAUUUGGCAAAUGACAUGGAAGAAGACGACGAGGAUGUAAAAUUUGACAUCCUUCCUUGGGCAUUGGGCCAUAAAUGGAGCGAUUUAUAUCCCAAGUUUUUACAGAAACGCGAUAGAUUGUGGAAGAAAAUGAACUACAGGGCAGUUGUGAGUUGUAGGACUUGUGAAGAGGUCAUGUCCAUAGUGCCUGGUCAUCCAAUAUGGAAGCGAACAAGAAAACCUCAUCACGGUGGAGCAUUUCCCGACAUAUCUAUAGAUGAUGUCGAUGUGACUCCUCGUGGGCCAGGAUCUAGUCCCUUAUAUUGUAAGGAAUGUGAUGACUUAAAUGAUUCUGGAUCUUCUGGUUACCUAUCUUCACCUCAGUCUAAACAGGUGUUUUUCAAAGGUAUAGUUAACGUUCAACCUGAUAUUGAAUUGGUUCAAUUGGCUCAUAAUUGCGCUCAAACUAAGUUCAUUAUCCUCACCAUCACUUCUCUAUUGAAAAGGGAAUAAAAAAGCGAAGAAAAAUUCUGUUGAAAAUGAAGAAUAAGAAAACAAGUGUAUUUUGAUAUUUAUGAUGACGUCAGUUCCGUCUAAAGAAAAGGAAUAAUCAUUGAAUGGACAAGUUUAGAAACAGUGUUUCCACCAUGUACUCAUUAAUUAAAUUGUACAUAAAUCAUUUAUUAUUAAAAAAACAUGUCGUAGUACAUAUAAUCAAAUAGAUUAAAAAAUGUUGUUAAAAUAGAAUCCGCCAUAACUGAAUUUAAGCAUGUAAUAACUAAUAAGCGAACAGUUGUAAAUUUACGCUUGUUUUCAUGUUCAUAAAGAAAACCUAUUCUUCAUUUGAA